This is a messenger RNA of Zerene cesonia (dogface butterfly), 3238 nucleotides long. Its product is annotated as MOXD1 homolog 1-like. Gene Ontology annotation, cellular component: secretory granule membrane. Gene Ontology annotation, biological process: dopamine catabolic process; norepinephrine biosynthetic process; octopamine biosynthetic process. Gene Ontology annotation, molecular function: dopamine beta-monooxygenase activity; copper ion binding. The transcript is spliced from 12 exons. Lineage: Eukaryota; Metazoa; Arthropoda; Insecta; Lepidoptera; Pieridae. The record is from RefSeq and is a predicted model, not a curated record. Bases 1 to 2172 code for a protein of 723 amino acids.
AUGAAUAUACAAGCACUUUUUAUUUUAAGCGUUUCACUUUUAUGUGAUGCGAAAUUGCCGAGAUACAAGCAAAACAUCCAACCGAACAAAUUACCAACGAAUCCCACACACAACUCGCAGGCACUGCGCUUACUACAGACAGAAAAUAAGAAUGAAAAAACGAGUCGAAUAGUGAACGAAUAUAGAACGCGGCAUCGGAGGGAAUCGUUUGAUUCAAGAUCGUACGAAUCGAGUUUGAUAUGGUCCCAUUCAGAGCGAUUGGACGAAAACGGCGAUGUUUUAUUGCGAUGGGUGAACACGGACUCGAGUAUAACAUUUAGAUUGGAAGCGAAAACACGUGGUUAUGUGGGCUUAGGUUUUAAUUCAGCGAGGAAUAUGAGAGGGGCAGAUUUGGUCGUCGCUUGGGUGGACGACAGGCACGGCAACGCUCAGCUCUUGGAUUGCCACGGCCUCACCUUCGAAGACAGAGCAGUAGCUGAUGAGGUCCAGAACUACGAACUGAUAUCUGGCUACCAGAAUGAUACUCACACCACCCUGGAAUUCAGGAGACAAUUGGACACGUGUGAUAAACAGGACUUCGUUAUUGGAGAAGACACAACCCAAAUCCUAUGGGCCUUAGGACCUGAGGGAUCUGACGGGGACCUUCCUAGACAUGUCCAUAGUGGGACUAGGCCACUCAGAUUGCUACAGCCGCUGUCGAAACCAGAUACGGUACCACUCAAACACUGGGACGUCAGGAUUGCUAAUCUCACAAUCCCACACGUGAUGGCUACCCUCUUCUGGUGCAAGGUGUUCAAAGCGCCAGACCUAUCGCAGAAACACCAUAUAGUUGGGUAUCAACCGCUAAUAGACAGUCGGCCAAUAAGGAAUGGAAAACCAGUUAUAGAAAAGGAUAGUCUGUCUCCAGUGCAUCAUAUGGUGUUGUAUGAAUGUGCAGAAGACCACGACAAGAGGUUGUGGAGCGAAUGGGCUGAGGGUGAAGGUUUCUUCGGGCCGAGCAGACCUGGUGAAUUGGCGACCUGUGUGACUCCUAUCGCUGCUUGGGCUAUGGGUUCCAAAGGUGAAUUCUUGCCGGAAAAUGUUGGGAUUCCUUUAGGGGAGAGAGGUGGCGUCUCAUACUAUAUGCUGGAGGUUCAUUAUGAUAACCAGGCGUUACACGAGGUAUUGGAUAACUCCGGUAUCCGCAUCCAUUACACGCCGGUAUUACGGACCCACGACGCCGCGUUGCUCGGUGCCGGUAUCGGGGUGUCGGUACUGCACGUGAUACCGCCGAAGCAGCGUGCAUACCGCACUGUUGGUAUAUGCAGCCCGGAGUGCACUAAUAGCACGAUGCCAGAAGAGGGAAUCAAUAUUGUAUCAGUUCUGCUGCACGCUCAUGGCACCGCUAGGAAAAUUACUCUCAAACACAUUAGGGGAAAUGAGGAACUUCCUAAAAUAUCAGAGGAAAACGUAUACGACGCGCGUUAUCAGCAAUCCCGUAUCGUUCCGGGUGGCAGGCGAUUCUUCAAACGCGAUACACUCAUAACCGAAUGCACUUACGAUAGUUCGGCGCGUGAUAAGCCCAUACUUGGCGGUUAUUCCGCCAUGCAGGAAAUGUGCUUAUCAUUCAUACUGUACUACCCUCGGACGGAACUUGCGGGCUGCUACUCUAUGACGCCUGUAGUCGAGUUCUUCGAAACUUUUGGAGUCAAAGAGUUUUACGGACUCAGCAUGAUGCAAGUCGAGAAAAUAUUCCUGUCUUCAGGGAACUUGGAAGGCUUGCCACAAGAAAUCGAAGGCGAUAUAAGUGCACUGCAGGGAGAUGACCAAGGAGUUGGUUUAAUGAAGGGUCUAGUAAUAAAGGAGCCCCCAGAAUUCCGCAACAAGACUUUUAUGGCGCAUUUAAACGAAAUGCCUUGGUCCGAGCCUUUACUGACGGAACAAAUUGAAAAGACGCUAUAUCGAGGCUGGCACAUGACGUUUUGUAAGAAGAGAGACGAUAGUUGGGGAGCGCCAAUCCAAAUUCAAAAUUACCCCAACUACACGAGAUUAUCAAGUAAUGACGCGUCCGAAAAAUCCUGCCAUUACAAGAGUGUCCGACUUCCUUCAGUCACGGGAGCAACCGGCGAUGCUUCUAGAAUAAAUAGUAUAUCCGCCAUCUUAAUUCUAACCUCUCUGUUCAUCGCGCGGUAACAAUCUGUUAAUGUUAAACCCAUUGUUGUUUUUCGUUGUGAGUUUAAAAAACGAGAGCUUUUAUUGUUUUGAGUGAGUUUUCAAGUAAAAUAGGCUUGUAAAGUAUUAUUAUUAGUUCAUGCCAAAUACGUUUCGUAUUUUAUCUGUGCAGUUUUUAAUUUAUUGACGAAUUAAUUUGUGGCUGGAGUCUAUUGCGAACAAUGCAUUGAAAUGUUGUAUACUGUAUUAUUUUAGUUAAUGUUUUUGUGAUUUUUGUACUUAUGCGAAUUUGCUCACGAAAACUUUGACUUGUGUCGUGACUGUGUGAAUGUUUUAUAGGUGAUAAACGAUACCAAAUGGUAUUAUUUUAUAGUAUUUACAAUUAAUAUACUGACUGAUUCGUCUCAAUUUUCCUUGUAUAUAAUAUCUAUCAAUGUUUCCACUUAAUAUUUUUGCUAUAUAUAUAUUUUUGUAUAAAUACUCCUUAGUUAAUGGUUCGAUUUUCCAACCAGUUCCCUGAAGCUUCAUCUUUCUUUUAUUUCUAUUUAAAAUUACGUUCUCAUGCUUAAUUAUGAUUGAUUUGAGAUUAUUUGAAUUCGAAGUUGUAAUGAAAAAUUCUAUUCUAUAAAUGAUAUCUGAAUGUGUGUUGUUUUUCAAAUGUAAGUACUUGCAAUGCAUUCCUCUAAGCUUCUAACAAAAAUUUGAAUUAUAAAAUGAUUCAUGGUUCAUAAUAAAAAUUAAAUUAAAACGAUUUGCUGUUACAUCGAUCACACAUUAAAUAAAUAUAUCUACCCGUAAAAUAAUAUUCAUAAGACUUAACAUUCAAUUAGGGCUGUGCUACAUAGGCUCUCCAUACUUUUACAACUACCUUCUAAUUAUAUUGAAAUCUCUUACUUUAUAACCUUUACAAAUUUUUAAAGGUAGUUGUGAAACAUAAUAUUUGAAACGAACAAUGUUUUCGAGUCAUUCUUUUUAGGUUUAUUGCAUUUUGCUAUAAUUUAUAUUUUUCUAAGGUAUAGUUAUAAGUAUACGCUUAGUAAUUAAGGUUUAUUUAUUUAAAAGUCAAUAUAAUGUGUUUUAUUAUUUG